AGUUUUACUAAAUAGUUCAUUGUGAAAUGGAAUUACUUAGGAAGAAUUACAAAUUUAUAUUUUAACAAAAGUGCUGUUGACCAAAAAAUAUGUGCCUAUUACUUAAGCCAACAAAACUGAAGAUGGAUUAACAGAGGUUUCUGCUUCCUAUUGUGUGUGCAGUGGAUGGAACACUAGGAAAAGGUCUCUUCUUCAAUUUCUUCAUAUUUUAUUACUUUCCCAAUAUACACCUACAACAGCUUCCAAAGCUCUUUCUAGAAAGAAAAACAAAUAUAGCAGGUACUCACUCAUUUGAAUCAAAGUACUCCAAGAUUAAGUUGAAGACCUGCUUAAUUUGGAGCAUCGAGAUCUCUGCACCUCCCUUUAAGACUAUCAAUCUUGACCCUAAGGUAUACAUUUCUUACCAGUUUAUCUUUGAGGAGUGCUCUGUAUUAUGUGGGCAACAACACUCCAGUGCACACAAAAGGCCCAAUAUUAACCCUGAAAUAACUUUCUUAAGACUUAAUAAAACCUUGAUGUUUUCAGUACCAAGUGUUCCAGAACUCUGUUAUGUAGUCGCAGUUAAUUGCAUAGCUGCUGAGUUCCAGGUUCUUCCAGACACCAAUAAAAUCUUGGAGGAUACACAAAUAUUGGUAGCUUUGCCCUAUUGGGAUAUUUUCUUAUUAUUUUUAAAGAUCACAUUGUAUUUAUUCUUUGUUUUUGUGUAGCUAAUGAAGGUCUUGAGUAAAAUAGUCCUGAUAUGAAAUAUGUUAUUCACCAUGUUAUUAUUGACCACCUUAUACUGUUUUACUUUGAUAAUCAACUUUAUCUUCUACCACAACACUAGUAAACCUUCUAGUAUUCAUGGACUAACAGCUUCUUUACUUCCCGUGAUUUUUCUUUUUCUUUGUUGCACAUCCUGUUUCCUGAAGGAAAUGGCCAGACAGAAUGAUUCCACAGUGACUGAGUUUGUCCUUGAGGGAUUGACAGACAGACCAGAACUCCAGCUGCCUCUCUUCCUCUUGUUUCUAGGUAUCUAUGGUGUCACUGUAAUGGGAAACUUGGGUAUGAUACUACUCAUCACUUUCAAUUCUAAGCUCCAAUCACCCAAGUACUUCUUCCUCUGUAAUUUGUCAUUCCUAGAUCUGUUUUACUCCUCAGUUGUUAGCACUAAACUCUUCGAAAACUUUGUAUGGGAGAAAAAUGUUAUUUCCUCUCCUGGAUGUAUGACUCAGCUCUUUUUCUUUUGUGUUUUUGCUAUUACUGAGUGCUAUAUGCCGACUGCCAUGGCAUAUGAUAAAUACGUAGCUAUCUGUAGUCCACUGCUCUACAGUGUCACCAUGUCCCAAAAGAUCUGCAAUAUGCUGGUGAGUGGAGUCUAGCUCAUGGCGUCUUUUGGAGCUGUGGUAGACACUAUUUUCAUGACUAGGCUUUCCUUCUGUGAGGACAAAAUUAUCUGUCAUUACUUCUGUGACACACUUCCUCUCCUAAAGCUCUCAUGCUCCAGUUCCUACAUCAAUGAGAUUUUGGUGAUAAUUGGAGGUGGAUUCAAUACGUUAGUAACAACUGUGGCCAUCAUAGUCUCUUAUGCCUUUAUACUCUCCCACAUUCUUCAAAUACCCUCAGCUGAGAGCAGGUCCAAAGCAUUUAGUACCUGUGGCUCUCAUCUUACAGUUGUUGGAGUUUUACAUGGCUCCAUGAUAUUCAUGUAUUUAAAGCCAGCAUCCAGCAGUAACAUGGCCCAGGAGAAGGUGGCCUCUGUGUUCUAGACCACAGUGAUCCCUGUGCUGAAUCCUCUGAUCUAUAGCUUGAGGAAUAAGGAUGUAAAGAAUGUGCUCAGCAAAGUCAUGCAUAUGAGGUAUGGAUCACCCCAGGGUAGUAGUCAGAACCACUAAAUUUCAGGACAAUAGUCUGCUUCUUUCUUUUUCUUAACACUAACUUAUCUUUCUGUUUCUUAAAAUGUACAUCCCAUUCUCAUUCCUUUCACUACAUCUAUCAGCUAUGACCCUUCUAUUGAAAUCUGUGCACACAUGGACACAAAUCUAUUCCUUGAACAUAA
Messenger RNA from Trichechus manatus latirostris (Florida manatee), 2038 nucleotides. Its product is annotated as olfactory receptor 151-like. The record is from RefSeq and is a predicted model, not a curated record. Gene Ontology annotation, molecular function: olfactory receptor activity; G protein-coupled receptor activity; odorant binding. Gene Ontology annotation, biological process: sensory perception of smell; G protein-coupled receptor signaling pathway. Gene Ontology annotation, cellular component: membrane. The transcript has a single exon. NCBI's taxonomy places the organism in Eukaryota, Metazoa, Chordata, Mammalia, Sirenia, Trichechidae.